Messenger RNA from Coprinopsis cinerea okayama7#130, 729 nucleotides. RefSeq lists its product as hypothetical. The transcript is spliced from 4 exons. Lineage: Eukaryota; Fungi; Basidiomycota; Agaricomycetes; Agaricales; Psathyrellaceae. The record is from RefSeq and is a predicted model, not a curated record. Bases 1 to 729 code for a protein of 242 amino acids.
AUGGCCUACUACUCUCAGCCCGCCGCCGCCAACUACAACACUCCCCCCACCCACUCGCAACGCCAACGCGGCUACCGUAUCUGCGAUGCCUGCGGAGUCCCCGAGACUCCUUCCGUCAAGUUCCGGCUCUGUGGAGGAUGCAUGACCACCCAGUACUGCUCACAGGACUGCCAAAAGAGCCACUGGCCCUCCCACAAGGCUAUUUGCCAACACACUGCCGCCUCAGUCUCGAAAGCGUCCGCUGCUGCAACUGGUGCUGGAUAUGGAGAGGAAUUGGCCAAGAACCUCCGAAAGUUCACUUCAGCACACUCCGCUCUCCUCGGUUGGGCCGGCUUCCAAGCCCUCCAACUCAAGCGCGUCCCUGCCAACGUUCGCCAGAACGCUUUGCUCAUUGAGCUCAACCACCUCAACCAUGCUGACUCGCAUCGUCGAUUCUCCAUUACCUCGACCCACAUCGUUCCAAGGAGCUACAUCCGCGACCCAUUGGUCCUCCAGGACAUCCAACGCCGCGAAGAGCGCUGCCGACAGAACGGCGGUAUCGGUGCUCUCAUCGUCAUCCUCCAAUGCGGGGGUGUUUCGCAGGUUAUGCCUGUUGAGGUUGACCCCCCUGCCAAGAUCACCUGGGACGAGCGGGAAGACUGGCCAACCGUUCUCAACCACUUCGUCUCGAGCGGACGAACUGACUUCAAGCCCAUCUCUACCACUUCGAGAGGGGUCUUCUAUGGAUAA